AUGUCUGAAGAAGGUACGUUCGCACAUGAGGAAAGUCUACCCAGGCUUCCCUUGCCGGAUCUAGAGUCCUCCUUUGAGCAGUUGAAAGCCAGUUUGGAACCACUUUACUAUGCUGACGGGUACUACCAGCACCCACUGGACCCCGAGCAGAUCGAGUCUCUGUCCUCGAGUCUGACCAGAUUCGCCACGUCGGAUGCUGCCAGGAAGUUGCAAGCCAAGUUGAAAGAGUUUGAAGAGAAGAACAGUUGCUACCUAGACAAAUUACAUCUCGAUAUUAAUAACCAGACGAGUGCGAAAGAGAUCGCAGAUGAUGUGCUGCCAAGGAACCCAUUCUUGAUUCUCGCUGAUGACGCAGUGCCGGACAUAUCACAAGCUGAGAGAUCCGCUGUGCUAGUACACUCCGCACUGCGGUUUAUUUCCGCUCUAAAGAACAACAAGCUGCCUCCUGAUGUCAACACGAAGAACGGAAAGUACUUGUCUAUGGAACCUUACUUGAAUCUGUUCGGUACUACAAGAUGCCCCAUCUUUGAAGAAGGUGAAGUGGAAAAUUUCGAUCUGGACAAACCUUACACUGCGUCUGACCUCGAUGGCUCUGACGAAAGCUCAGAUGAGUUCGACGAUGACUAUGAAUUCGAAGCUGGUGAAGGAACAAAUGAUUUUGGUGAUAACAAUAGAAGAAGAAACUCUUUCAUUGGUGCCGGGGAUGAUGAUGACGGGCUAGAGCCUAAGAAAUUGAUCGAGGAAGCUAACAAAGAAGUUGAAGAAGAAGAACAAAAAGCCGAACAUCAACGCCGCCCCACAACUGCAUCCACUACAACAACUAUUAACAGUACACAAUCUGCCGGUGACAAAGAAGAAGAAGACGAAAGACUGGGCCAAGAAGUGUUCAAACGCCAUGGUAUCACAGUUAAACGCCACCAUGAUUCAAAACAUAUUCUGGUAAUAUCUAAGGGCCAGUAUUAUACUGUCGAUGUCCUCGACGAAGAAAAUAAAAUUCUAUACAAUGCAACUGCAUUGACAUCCAUUUUUCACCACAUACUAGAUGAUGCUGAGAAAUCAUACUCAUUUAGGAAAUCUACGGCAUUGGGUAGUUUGACUUCGCACUCUUUCAAAAAUUGGAAAUACGCCAGAAAGAGACUACAGAAGAGAUAUCCAAACGAAUUACAUUUGAUUGAUUCAGCAUUAUUUGUUCUGGUAUUGGAUGAAUCAGCUGGUAACACUGCAGAUGUUGCCGCAGAUGAAGCAGAGCUGAAACCAGGCUCCAUCCAAGCCACUUCCAACACUUGUAAAAGGUUGUUCUACGGAACUAGUAUUAUUGAUAAUGGUGGUCAUCAAAUCGGUUCCUGUGUCUCUAGAUGGUAUGACAAAUUGCAAUUAGUGGUCACCGCUGAUGUCAAAGCUGCAGUCAUUUGGGACUCUUUCACAUGUGAUGGUUCUGUGGUGCUUAGGUUUACUUCUGAAGCAUACACUGAAUCUAUUUUAAGAUUAGCUAGAGCUGUUAACGCUGGUGAUCCUAGGUUCUCAUUGUGGCCAUCUGUAGUAGAUUCUGUAUGCGACAAAGAAAUUGCAAAGACAGCUGGUGAUAUUAAGUCUGGUGAAAUAAGUCCUGACUUGCUUGUUAACAAAAUUGAUUGGUCCUUCAGUAAUAUUCUAAACACACAUGUGCAUUUGUCUGAGACGAAGCUAGCUGAUUUGAUUUCAAAACACAAUAUUGUAAGAUCUUCUGUUCCCUUAGGAAGGAGAUCUGCUCAAAAAUUGGGUAUUAACCCUGACUCCAUGAUCCAAGUGGCUUUACAAGUGGCCUUCUAUUCACUAUACGGUAAAAUGGUAUAUGGAUUCGAGCCUAUUUCCACAAGAUGUUUCAAGAACUCUAGGUCCUCGUUCAUUAAUAUCCAGAACAAAGAACUACUUGAGCUUUGCCAAUUGUUCAUAUCUACUUCAAUGGACGGUCUAGGUAAAUUGGAUAAAUUCAUACAAAGUUGUCAGAAACAUACAGAAACUGUCAGAUUGACCAAACAAGGCAAAGGGUUUGAGAAACAUUUUAAUGCAUUGAAGUACUUGUACAAAUUCCAUGAUCUUUAUGGCAUCGAGUUAAGUGAAGAAGAUAAACAGAUGGCUGCAUCUGUUUUUGAAAGCGAAGCCAUAGCACCAUUCUCUGCUCCAGAAUUAAUCAUUGCUAACUGUGGUAACUCUGCUACGACAACCUUCGGUAUCACUCCUGCGGUACCACACGGGUUUGGUAUCGGUUACAUUAUCAAGGAUGAUCAGUGCGAUUUGACAGUAACUUCCCAAUUUAGACAAGGUAGCAGAUUACUGUUCAUGCUAAACUGGGUUCUGAAUGAGAUAAGAAGUUUCUGGAGAAUGGCUCGUGCCACUUCUCAAACAAAGAGUGGUGUUAAAAUUAGUCCUAUGGUGGAUAGGCUGUAUGAGAUGGACAAUGCUUUGAAUUCAAAGAAUCGUACGUCUUCCAACCUGAACAUGAACACUGCAUACGGCUUAUUUGACUUGGAUGCUCAUGUUGACAGCAGAAGCGUUUCAAAAUCUCCAUCGCUAAAGAACUUACCUGCGAAGUUUGCUGAGAUGACACCUUUCAACCCAUUGGUGACAGCGCAUUCCAGUCUAGCGCUUUCAGUUCCUACUGAGAAGGAAAAGCACGAUACAGGUCACCAGAUUUUGCAGUUUCAACCAAAGAUCAUUGGUGAUGAAGGCGACGAUGACGACAUAGCUCUUCCAAGUGUGGAAGACAUGAACUUAUCAGCAGCAGAUGCUGCCAAGAGACGUAAUGUUAUCGACUCCAAAUUUGAAAUUGAUUUUGACAGGUCCCGUGUUGGACGUAAGAUUGUUACAUUUGACUAG
Messenger RNA from Nakaseomyces glabratus, 2856 nucleotides. RefSeq names its product carnitine O-acetyltransferase YAT2 (gene YAT2). Gene Ontology annotation, cellular component: cytosol. Gene Ontology annotation, biological process: carnitine metabolic process. The record is from RefSeq and is a predicted model, not a curated record. Lineage: Eukaryota; Fungi; Ascomycota; Saccharomycetes; Saccharomycetales; Saccharomycetaceae. Gene Ontology annotation, molecular function: carnitine O-acetyltransferase activity.